GGGCCCGCGGGGUGCUCGGCGCUGCUCCCGCCGCGGGGGCGGCUCCGGGGGCGGCUCCGGGAGGGGGCCGGGGCCGCCGGGGCGGGGUUUGCGGGCAGGGCCGCUCCCGGCCGCCCAGCCCGGCCCGGCCCAGCCCCGCUCCCGGCCAUGGCCCGGCGCCGCGCACGGCGGAGCCUCCCCGGCCCCGCGGAGCGGCUGCCGGAUGCCCCCGUUCCAGUGGUGCAACGGGUGCUCCUGCAGUCUGGGGCUGAUUUAUGCCAGUAAACCUUGCACGAUGCCUCCCAUCACGUUCCAGGAUCUGCCACUGAACAUCUACAUGGUCAUUUUCGGCACCGGCAUCUUUGUCUUCGUACUCAGCCUCAUCUUCUGCUGCUACUUCAUCAGCAAACUGCGGCACCAGGCUCAGAGCCAGCGGUUCGGGUACAAGGAGGUGGUUUUGAAAGGCGAUGCCCGGAGGCUGAACGUGCACGGGCAGACCUGUGCCGUCUGCCUGGAAGAUUUUAAGGUGAAGGAGGAGCUGGGGGUGCUGCCAUGCCAGCACGCCUUCCACAGAAAGUGCCUGGUGAAGUGGCUGGAGGUGCGCUGCGUUUGCCCCAUGUGCAACAAGCCCAUGGCGGGGCCGGCGCAGCCCCGUGCCGGCAUCGGCACCCUCCUGGACGAGCUGGUGUGAGCAGCCCCGCUCCUCGCCGGACAGAUCCUGCCAGGGCCAGCGCGGGACCGCGGCUCCUUGGGGCUGCCUGCACACGGCGUCGCCCAGCCCCGCGUGUCCCUGGGGGGGGAUCCGACGGUUCCUCUCGAAGGAUUCGGAAUUUCUGAGUUGGGGUUUUUAACUUGCAGGUCUUUCCUUUGUUUUGGGGAGGUUUGGGGUUUGUUGGGGUUUGUUUGUUUGUUUUUUACGUCGCUGGGAUGGCGUCACCCGUGGAGCCCCGUGACGCGGGGUGGGGGCUGUGUCCUGCGUGUCGUCGUCCCCCGCUCCCCCUCCUGUGCUGCACAAAGUAUUUUUGUACCUGAGCCCCUCCGGCCUCCCCGCGGCGGAUGGAGGGGGGGGGCACGGUUUGGUGUAAAACAACGAUUAAACGGACAAUUUCUCAGC
Grus americana (Whooping crane) is the source of this 1093-nucleotide messenger RNA. It is a transcript of the gene RNF122, whose product is annotated as ring finger protein 122. The coding region runs from base 203 to 670 and encodes 155 amino acids. The record is from RefSeq and is a predicted model, not a curated record. Gene Ontology annotation, molecular function: ubiquitin protein ligase activity. The transcript has 6 exons. Gene Ontology annotation, cellular component: endomembrane system. Lineage: Eukaryota; Metazoa; Chordata; Aves; Gruiformes; Gruidae.